AUGGAUGUAGGAAAUCAUUCCACAAUGACGGAAUUCAUUCUUCUGGGAUUAACUGACCAGCCAGACCUUCAGCGGCCCCUGUUCUGUCUCUUCUUGGGAAUUUAUAUAGUUACUGUGGUGGGAAACCUGGGCAUGAUCUCAAUAAUUGGGCUGAGUUCUCAACUUCACACCCCUAUGUACUACUUCCUCAGUAGCUUGUCUUUUAUAGACCUCUGCUAUUCUUCUGUCAUCACGCCCAAAAUGCUGGCAGGAUUUUUAUGCAGUGAUAAAGCUAUCUCCUAUUCUGGAUGUAUGACUCAGCUUUUUUUUUUCUGUGUUUUCAUCAUUUCUGAAUGCUACAUGUUGGCAGCAAUGGCCUAUGAUCGCUAUGUGGCCAUCUGCAACCCGCUGCUCUACAAGGUCAUCAUGUCCCCCAGGGUCUGUUCUCUGCUGGUGGCUGCUGUCUUCUCAGUAGGAUUGACUGAUGCUGUGAUUCACGGAGGUUGCAUAUUAAGGUUGACUUUUCGUGGCUCAAAUAUCAUUAAACAUUAUUUCUGUGACAUUCUCCCUCUUAUUAAACUCUCCUGCUCCAACACUUAUAUUGAUGAGCUUUUGAUUUUUGUCAUUGGUGGGUUUAACAUGGUAGUCACCAGCCUGACAAUCAUCAUUUCUUAUGCUUUGAUCCUUUCCAGCAUCCUCCACAUCCACUCAAAGGAGGGCAGGUCCAAAGCCUUCAGCACCUGCAGCUCCCACUUGACAGCCGUUCUUGUAUUUUAUGGGUCUCUCAUGUCCAUGUAUCUCAAACCUGCGUCUGCAACCACCCAGGAGAAAGCGUCCUCAGUAUUUUACACCACUGUGAUACCCAUGUUGAAUCCCCUGAUAUAUAGUUUGAGGAACAAGGAAGUGAAAAAUGCACUGUUGAAACUCUUAAGGAGAAAAAUAUCUUCAUAA
Messenger RNA from Manis pentadactyla (Chinese pangolin), 930 nucleotides. RefSeq names its product olfactory receptor 8D4. Gene Ontology annotation, biological process: G protein-coupled receptor signaling pathway; sensory perception of smell. Gene Ontology annotation, cellular component: membrane. NCBI's taxonomy places the organism in Eukaryota, Metazoa, Chordata, Mammalia, Pholidota, Manidae. The record is from RefSeq and is a predicted model, not a curated record. The transcript has a single exon. Gene Ontology annotation, molecular function: odorant binding; G protein-coupled receptor activity; olfactory receptor activity. Bases 1 to 930 code for a protein of 309 amino acids.